AUGAAAGUUAUCCACUCGGUCGAUCUGCCCGAAGUAACCCUGCCAAAUAGCGCCCUCACCGGCGUUCAACUCACUGAUUACAAGGAUUACGAUAAGUUCUCAACUUAUGAGGCACGCAUUCCAGCCAAGUCUACCGUUCCUCUUAGAUCACCUGAGAGUGAGAAUAGUGUCCACAUCUAUUACUGUAUCAGUGGGAAAGGAACGUGUGGGGAGUCUGGAGAUCAACGAGAUGUCAGCCCGGACACUGUGGUGGCAUUGUCUUUCGAUAUGACCUUCGAGUUAACAGUGUCGGCGGAGAGCGAUAUGCGUCUAUUUGUAGUCUACUAUCCAGACGCCAAGAUGGGCUACCGAUCGCUGGCUGUAGUAAGAGGUCUGUCUGAGAUAGUUGGCACGGACAGGGAUAUAAACUGGUUAAGCGGUCGUAGCCGGCGAUAUCUCAUUAAACAAGAUGGCUUCCCCGUGAGUAUUUAUAACACGUGGGUUUACCCAAAGACAUCUACCCGGUUACACUAUGAGAACCACAUCGAGAGUGCGUACUUUCUUGCGGGGAAGUUAACAUACCAGUGGCAAGAUACCAGCGGCGAGUGGGUUCAUGCAAAUGCAAAAACGGAUUGCAAUAAUGGCACAAACUACCUAAUGAAUAUGCAUGACUGUCAUGUGCUGAAGAAUCACGACGAAGACGCUUACUGCAUCUGUAUCUUCGACCCUGUUCUUAUUGGGGCAGAAGAGUACCAGCCAACAAAAGGCGUAUUCUUGGGAUACAAGACAUGA
Acanthaster planci (crown-of-thorns starfish) is the source of this 771-nucleotide messenger RNA. RefSeq lists its product as uncharacterized. Gene Ontology annotation, molecular function: ectoine synthase activity. The record is from RefSeq and is a predicted model, not a curated record. Gene Ontology annotation, biological process: ectoine biosynthetic process. Lineage: Eukaryota; Metazoa; Echinodermata; Asteroidea; Valvatida; Acanthasteridae.